UGUGUCUGUGAGCACACACAGGAGCCUGUAGGCCCCCCCAUAGGGGAGGUGGGUGGGUGUGGAGCCGCCCCGGGGUGGGGCAGCUGCAGCAGUGCCUUUAAAAGCAGGACUGAGCCACAGAGACCCUGGAGAGAGGCACCCACCGAGGCACCCACCGAGACACCCCGCCAGGACACCCCGCCAGGACACCCUGCCAGGACACCCUGCCAGGACAUCCACCGAGCCCCAGAGCCUGCAGGUGAGUCCCACAGGGCUCUGCCGCUGUCCGGAGGCAUCUUGGGGACCAGCUGGGAGUCAGGGAUGGAGAAGACUUGAGGAGCAGAUGGGAGGGAUGGAGGGGGCUGGGAACCCACAGGGAGGGACAGAGGGGACUGUGAACUGGCCAGACCCCAGGAGGAGCGCCCAGGUCACCCCUCCCUGCAGGCUGAGCACGUCUGGUUGGGGGGAUGCAGCCCCUCCGCUCCCCUCCCCUCUCAGUCUCUCCACAGCCAUGAAGGUGACCCUGUGCUUCGGCCUCAUCCUCACCAUCACUGUGACCUCCUGCCUGUGCUGGCCCGUGGCACCAGGCGCUGGGGGGGACCCCCACCAGCACCCCCCCAGCCUUGUGCGGCGCGACUGGCCCGAGCACCUGUCCCAGGAGCAGCAGCACCUCCUGUCCCGGUUCCUGCCCCACGCCCUCACAGAGCUGAACAACCACAAGGGCUUCGUGCACGAGGACGAGGGGAUGGAGGCCCUGCACGAGCACUACUACCCCGACUGGAUGGACUUCGGCCGCCGCAGCGCCGAGGACGGGGCCGAUGCCGCGUAGCCGCGGGGCUGGGCUGACCAUGCACGGCACCCACAGCUCGGUGUGUGUCCCUUCCUGCAAUAAAACUCUGGCACUA
Messenger RNA from Pseudopipra pipra, 884 nucleotides. Its product is annotated as gastrin/cholecystokinin-like peptide. Bases 323 to 808 code for a protein of 161 amino acids. The transcript has 2 exons. Gene Ontology annotation, molecular function: hormone activity. The record is from RefSeq and is a predicted model, not a curated record. Lineage: Eukaryota; Metazoa; Chordata; Aves; Passeriformes; Pipridae. Gene Ontology annotation, cellular component: extracellular region.